Messenger RNA from Monopterus albus (swamp eel), 3045 nucleotides. It is a transcript of the gene armc1, whose product is annotated as armadillo repeat containing 1. NCBI's taxonomy places the organism in Eukaryota, Metazoa, Chordata, Actinopteri, Synbranchiformes, Synbranchidae. The record is from RefSeq and is a predicted model, not a curated record. Gene Ontology annotation, molecular function: protein binding; metal ion binding. Bases 301 to 1131 code for a protein of 276 amino acids. The transcript is spliced from 7 exons.
AACUAGGACGCCUUCAAUCACAAAACGGUUGUACCCAUUCAUGUGUCACAAAACCCGAACUCAGUGUCUGUGCGCACAGCUGCUAGCAAGAACCACAGUAAAGAAAGAGGGGCAGGCCUCAUUACAUACUGAAAUUAAUUUGUUACAUUUGUUUUUGAAGUGAUACUGGAAAAUAGCUGCUUCUUGUUACGUCGUUUUGACUGAAGUAAUCCGAGGUUAUCUCAUGAGUUUACAGAAAACGGACAAAAAGUAAAGUGAAGAGGUUGGUUUGAUGUGUGUGGCAUCAAGACAACUGGCACCAUGAGUGCAGAGGCAGAUGCACUGACUGUGGUGAACCAGCUGCGAGACCUUGCUGCAGACCCCCUGAACCGAAGAGCCAUAAUAGAAGACCAAGGCUGUCUGCCAGGUCUCAUCCUUUUUUUGGACCACCCCAACCCACAGGUUGUUUACUCUGCACUGUUGGCCAUGCGCUACCUGGCAGAAUGUCGAGCCAACAGGGAGAAGAUGAAGAGCGAGCUGGGCAUGAUGCUGAGUUUGCAGAAUGUCAUGCAGAAAGGUACAUCACCUGGGGAGACCAAGCUGCUGGCCUCUGAGAUCUAUGAGAUUCUGCAGUCAGCUGGUAAAGAAGAGGCUGAACAGGCAGAGGCAGCUGCUGCCUCCUGCCGUCGUAAAGCCCACUUCUUUCUGGGCUCCAACAACAAGAGGGCCAAAACUGUGGUGCUGCACAUUGAUGGCCUGGAUGACUCUACUCGAAGGGGCCUGUGUGAGGAGGCCUUGCUAAAGAUCCGAGGGGUCAUCAGCUUCACCUUCCAGAUGGCUGUCAAGAGAUGUGUUGUCAGGAUCCGCUCUGACCUUAAAGCUGAGGCGUUGGGCACAGCAAUUAACUCCACCAAAGUAAUGAAGGCUCAGCAGGUGGUGAAGACAGACAGUGGAGGAGAGCUGAUGGUCCCUUUCCAGGAAGACUCUGUGGUGCUGGUAGAGGAGAACACAGACAUCCCAGACUACCUGCCUGAGGAGGAGAGCCCGUCCCGGGAGCAGGACAAGGCGGUCACACGCAUAGGUUCUAUCACAGACGGCAUGGGCUGGCUCAGCACGGCUGCCAACUUCCUGUCUCGCUCCUUUUACUGGUGACCACUUCCUGUACUUCUCCCAAGUAGUACCAUCCAGCUGUAGCCAUAGUGUUCCUCAGCCUAGUCACAGACUUAAGUCCUGCCUCUCAGCCUUGCAGUAGUAGUCUGUAGUCGCCUCUGCAAAGCUCACACAGUCUGGCCAGGCAACAAGUGCUGGACUGCUAAGCAAAACCUGGAAUAACUUUAACUUGUGUAUAUACAGAGCUACAAACCCCACUACUGGCUGGUUGUGCACCAUAUACUAACUGCAUAUGUAACUUACAAGACAGCCAGAGAACUUUAAAUCAGCCAAAACCAAAUAGCAAUCUGGAAAUGAUAGUCAACAUAUGGCAGACUAUUUAUUCAGAGAAUGGUUUGUGUAUGUUAUUCUCUUCCCACUUCAGUUUUUUUAGCAUGCUAUGAGUCUUUUGUGUCAGUUGUGCGUGAUCUGAUGUAAUGCAUGCCUUUUUGACAUUGUAAAUAUUAUUUAUUCAUCAUUCAUUCAAUUGAUUUUAGAGCUCCGAACAUGUCAGUGUUUCUAGCAGCAGCUGGGCUCCUCCCAGCUUUUAGCUCACUGAGGGUCAUCACUUUAGUAGAAAUAGUAAACUAGACACCAGCAAGAGGCUGCAGCCCAUUCACCCCUUGGCUCAUGUGCAUAUGAUUAUUGCAUAGUGAAAAAGCAAUUAAUUACCUAGCAGGCUGAUUAAUACAUUACCCCUCACUGCAGUCAGUUGUUUCUGCCACUAGUCGGGACUCUUUCGAUGGUAAGAAUGUAAGAAAAAUCAAAUUUGAAUCCUGCAGUGGCAGUGAAUUGACUGACGACGCAUUAUGUUACUUGCACAGACUUUAAGCUACCUCUGUUUUCAGUGCCCUAUGUCAUAUCAGUAUUAUGGUAGUUUCAGUAAAACGCUAGAUCUCCAUGGUGCAAACAAACCUGUUGGCAGAUUGCUUGUGUUUUGGGAUUCCCACCAACAUUUUGUAAUAUUGUACCCCCACAUGCUCAAUUUAAUUUUCAAUUUAGCCAGCAGUGUCCUUAAAGCAAAGAACGUGUUGGCGCACAAUCACGCACACAUACAGCGCACUCACUAAAGCUGUCCAAUGAGCAGUAGUAAUAUACUGUUACAAGGGUGUAAUUGUGUACAUUUUGUAAAUGCUGCCUAAUUCCCUCUGACCUUACAUGUAAAGGAUUGCUGUUUUUUUAACACUAUUAUAUUUGCAUUUUAUGUCACAAAUUGGGAGUAGACAAGCAGCUAAUGCUAACACUCUUAAUGAGAAUCUUCCUGAUUCUUUAGCCCUUACAAUUCUAUGACUCGCAUUAGGUUUAAUUGUCUCUGACUUGUGUGAGCAUUAGUAACAGUUAUGAUUAUACAGUGCUGACCAGGCAACAUGUAUUGUUUUGAUGGUGCAGAGAUGUCACAGUUGGUUGAGGUCAAACUGAGGAACAGCACACAGUGACCUGAAAUUAUGGUGGCUAUUCGCUGUAAAAGCAAUAAUAAAUUUAGCAUUAAAUGCGGUGACUGUUGUUCAGCAGUAGCCUUCAUAAUAAUGUUUUUAAUUAAAGCUGUUAGUUAAAAGUUAGGAUCAUUGUCAGUAUUACAGAUUUCUAAUAAAUCUCAGUUGGAUCACGCAGUUUCAUGUUAAUAUUUGGUGUCUCUGUUCAUACAGCAAAGAAAGAAGGCUUGACUGUUGUUUUCAUAGAACUGUCCUCAUGUUCUCCCUUGAAAAAUGGAUCUCGAUCUCCGUGGGACUUCCUGGUAAGAAAAGGGUUAACAAAAUGUAAGUUUUUAUCUACUCUUUAUUUACCACAUCUGUAAGGUUGACAACUAUGUCCUCAAUAAUGUAACUUUAUGUGUACAGACUCAUUGGUCAAGUGUAAUAUAAUGUAAUGCAGAAUUAAAACAGUUAAUGCAAAUGAUGAUAAACUUAAAAUUUGUCU